UGGCGGGUCCAGAUGUUGAGAGGAGCCCGGCGGACGCCGCUGAACCUGAGGCGACUCCUGCGCCCAUGGAGGGGCUGCAGCUGGUACAGCAGGGGGCCGAGGCGCGGCUCUAUCGGGGCCAAUUCCUUGGCCGCCCAGCCGUGAUGAAGCUCCGUUUCCCCAAGCGCUAUCGGCACCCGCUGCUGGAGGAACGGCUGAGCCGGAGGCGGACGGCGCAAGAGGCCCGCUCGCUGCUCCGCUGUCGACGGGCAGGAAUUUCUGCUCCCAUUGUAUACUUCGUCGACUAUGUUUCCAACUGUAUAUAUCUUGAAGAUAUUGUGGGAUCGACUACCGUCCGGGACUAUAUAAUCUCUGAACAGCAAUCUGGGAAAGGUGCCAACAAUCUUACUUUGUUAGCAGAGAAGAUUGGUGAGAUUUUGGCACGAAUGCACGAUGAGGAUCUUGUACAUGGGGAUCUCACAACUUCUAAUAUGCUUUUGCAACCUCCAGCAGAAAAGCUGGAGCUGGUGUUAAUAGAUUUUGGACUGAGCUUUAUUUCUGCUCUUCCUGAGGAUAAGGGUGUUGAUUUGUAUGUCUUGGAGAAAGCCUUUUUGAGUACCCACCCAAAUACAGAGGCUCUGUUUGAAGUGCUCUUGAAGAAGUACUCAGCUGCAUCUAAAAAAUCAGUCCCAGUAAUUAAAAAACUGGAUGAAGUACGGCUAAGAGGAAGAAAGAGAUCCAUGGUUGGAUAAAAGAAUGCAAACAGCAUGCAAGAGAAAGGGAGAGAUGUUUAACUUUGUAUGUCCUUUGAAUAUUUUCAGUUAUGUCAGAUUAUAAAAUAAAUGUCAGCUGUUGACAUUGUAUUAUCUUUAUACAAUAAAGCUGUUCGUGGUUUUA
Elgaria multicarinata webbii is the source of this 876-nucleotide messenger RNA. It is a transcript of the gene TP53RK, whose product is annotated as TP53 regulating kinase. Gene Ontology annotation, cellular component: nucleus; EKC/KEOPS complex; cytosol. NCBI's taxonomy places the organism in Eukaryota, Metazoa, Chordata, Lepidosauria, Squamata, Anguidae. Gene Ontology annotation, biological process: protein phosphorylation. The transcript has 2 exons. The record is from RefSeq and is a predicted model, not a curated record. The coding region runs from base 66 to 731 and encodes 221 amino acids. Gene Ontology annotation, molecular function: protein serine/threonine kinase activity; ATP binding.